Messenger RNA from Pneumocystis jirovecii RU7, 681 nucleotides. RefSeq lists its product as uncharacterized. The record is from RefSeq and is a predicted model, not a curated record. Lineage: Eukaryota; Fungi; Ascomycota; Pneumocystomycetes; Pneumocystales; Pneumocystaceae. Gene Ontology annotation, biological process: protein N-linked glycosylation; cellular response to oxidative stress. Gene Ontology annotation, cellular component: endoplasmic reticulum membrane. The transcript is spliced from 2 exons. Bases 1 to 681 code for a protein of 226 amino acids.
AUGCAAUCUCAGCUUAUACAAAUACUUGGUAUAAAACGUUGUUAUCGUAUACCUUUAAAGAUUUGUACUAUUUUUUCUCUUGUUCCAGGAUGCUAUUGGGCAUUAAAAUCGAUUUUAAGUGCAUAUACAACACAUACAGCAUGCAUACAUCGCGCAUAUAGUCCAGCAUAUACGGCAAUGGAGAUAGAAGAUAGGCCAAUAAUGAAUUUGGGGAGAAAAAAUAGUGCUCAACAUACAUAUAAUUCGGUUUCAGCACGCAUACACCUAUGGGAGGCAUGGACAGCAGUAAUUUGGUUUCUUAUUUGCUCAGUUUUGUCCUAUGGAUUGACAGAUGGGCUGCUUUCGAGAUGGAUUAUCAGAUAUUCACCGCAUGCGGUGCUAAUUCGGUUAAUUUCUUUAAAUAUGAUGAAUGCAUAUUUAACGGGAUGGGUUGUGUCAUCAAAUGAUGCUUUUAAACGGCUUAUUUUUUCAAUUUUUAUGGCAUGUAUACUUGCGUGUGCAUAUGUAGUACAGAAUUAUGUUACAAGUGAUAUUUUGUUUCUUGGUACAAAGGAAAUUCUUCCGAAUCGACAUUUUAAUCUUUUUGAUAUUGGGGUUUUUGUAGUGCUGCCGAUAGGAGCAGCAAGUUUUAUAACAAUGUUACUAGCAUUAUGGGCAUUAUGGGUGCCAGACCAUGUAUAA